CACUCAAAUGCAAGCCACCAACAAAAGUGCAGACCUUGUUUUAAAAUACAGCUCUUUGAGUGGGGAGAAAUAUGAGCUUACCCCUCAACUUGUGCAAGAAACCUCUGAUAUUUUCGUUGCUAUCUCACUAGAAGGACAUGAAGAUCUUUGUAUAAGUAUUCUGAAGAUCGAUCAUGAAAAAUCAGAUUUUGUGCAUAAACUAUUCAACUACAAUGGGUGCAAUACCAAAAUUAAAGCUAUAUUCUGCAAAGACAUAGAAACUUGUAAAGAAUAUGAAGAGCUUCAACAUGAAGAUAUCCUCCAAGUGGUCCCUCAGGAAGAUUGAUUCAUUUAUUCUUCUUCAAACUCUGAGGAUGAGUCUACGAGGACAGGAACUCUCCAGUUAGAAUACAUAGAUAUUGCAGAAACACCUCUAUUGUCUGAAUACGUGAUAUUCUAUACAAAACUUCAUGAAAAUUCCAUAAAAGAACUUGGCCUAGAAAGAGUUGUUGUAAUAAAAGAUUCAAUUGACCUUGAUGAAGACAAGCUAUCAUUUCUGAGCAGCUUGUGUGACUCCCAUCGCUUAAAUGAGUCUUUCCGUAAGUUAAUAGAUGAGCAAAAUCCUGCAAAAUUCAUCAGAAAAUUAGUUAUCAGCAAUUAUAUGACUCAAAAUUAUGGCGAUAAUACCCCAAUGACAUUUGAAAUCUACCAUGAUUAUAAAGAAGAGAAUGUCCUCGACUAUGAUUAUAUCGAGUUACAUAAAAUCUCCAAACUUAAGUCUAUCUCUCUCCAGAGCUUCAUAGAAUCAUUUAAUGGAAGAGCAAAGAUGGCUCUCAAGAAUUUAAAGAAUAAAUUCCCUGAAGAAAAUAUUUACUUGAAAGAAUGCUGUUAUGAUCAUUGACUGAUCCCUCAUACUCGAGAAUUUCAUGGGAAAGAGCUUUUUGAUGAAGAGGAUCAUCUCUACAAGCUUGAAGUAAAGUUCUAUGACUCAAUAUUCAACUGGUAGGAAGGAAUAAGG
Molecule: messenger RNA, 997 nt
Organism: Moneuplotes crassus
Lineage: Eukaryota; Ciliophora; Spirotrichea; Euplotida; Euplotidae
Source: the annotation of a GenBank genome assembly